UAACACUUGAGCGUGUCACAUUCAUAGUGUUCCGGUGUUGUGUUGUUUUAGCUCGGUGAUUGAAUGAUCCUGUGAGUGUUGUCUUCCUGGUCCGUUCAUUGAACCGCAGUUAUCUCACUCGGUUUCCGCGGAGCCUCGUUCUCUGGAGGUAUCGCCCUCGGUUUCCUCGUCAAUCCAGACUCUGGAGCUACUUCCUAUGAAAUCACAAGCAGCAGAUCUGUCAUUUGACUGAGCGGAAACACACCGGGUUGGAUGGCGUGACCCCAGGUGCUCUCUCCUGAGGCUGACAACAGUGCAGGAUGUCAGACAGUGGGAACCAGUCCUGUCUGAUGGGAGCAGAGGACACCGUCUCCUUCCUGGUGUGUGUGUUCCAUGCGCUGGAGGAAUGGGCGGGUCUUGGUCAGGUGGAGGACUACCUGAGCGUUUUGGAGUACCUGCUGUGGGUCUUCACCCCGCUGGCUAUCGUCUUCAUUCUGCCCUUCCUCAUCGUCAUUCUCCUCUACCUGUCUAUACUCUUCCUUCAAGUCUAUAAGAGGAAGAAUCAACUGAGGGAAGCUUACUCCAACAACCUGUGGGAUGGAGCCAGGAAGACUCUGGCUACUCUGUGGGACGGACAUGGAGCCAUAUGGCAUGGCUAUGAGAUCCAUGGGCUGGAGAAAAUCCCUGACAAAGGACCAGCACUGAUCGUGUACUAUCAUGGAGCGAUUCCUAUCGACUACUACUACUUCCUGGCCAAUGUUAUCCUCCAGAAAGGACGGACCUGUCACUCUGUAGCUGACCACCUCCUCUUCAAAAUCCCAGGUUUCAAAUUACUGUUGGAAGUGUUCAGUGUGAUCCAUGGCCCUCAGGAAGAGUGUGUGCGAGCUCUGAAGAAUGGGCACCUGUUGGGUAUUUCCCCAGGAGGAGUGCGGGAAGCUCUGCUCAGUGAUGAGACUUACCCUCUUCUCUGGGGCAAACGCAAAGGCUUUGCCCAAGUCGCCAUCGACUCUCAAGUGCCAGUAAUUCCAAUGUUUACUCAGAACCUGCGAGAGGGCUUCAGGUCUUUGGGAACUCUCAGAUUAUUCCGCUGGAUGUAUGAGAGGUUCCGUCUACCUGUAGCACCUGUUUAUGGUGGAUUUCCUGUGAAAUUCCGGACCUACCUUGGGGAUCCCAUCCAGUAUGAUCCAAACAUAAAUGCUGCAGAGCUUGCGGAGAAAGUGCAGCAGGCUGUCCAGUCUCUGAUAGACCAGCACCAGCAGAUCCCAGGGAAUGUUCUGAGAGCCUUGAUAGAGAGAUUCUACACCAAACACAAAGAUCAUUAACAUCAGCAGAGACAACAGAGACAAACUGUCAAGUCUCAGAUUUCUUCAGUGUGCAGAUUUUUGGAGUAUUUUCACGACUUCCUUCAGUUCCCUUAAACAUGUUUAAUUAGACAUGUGUUAGUAUGUCUGUCUAACAUGGUUAUGUUAUACCAUUUAAUUGGUGAAGCUUAUAUUGCACACGCUAUUAAAGGUCCAGUGUGUCAGAUUUAGGUGAAAGUGAUCAAUUGGUAGAAUAUUAAAUAUAAAAUAAUCCUACUGAUGUUUUUACUCGUGUGUUUUAAUCUAAAUUGUACGAAUUGUUGUUUUCUUUACCCUAGAAUGGGACCUGUAUAUUUACUUCAGGAGCGGGUCCUCUCUACGGAGGCUGCCAUGAUUUUUAAAGUAGCCCAGACUGACAAACUAAACCUUUUGAAUUUUUAUGACAACUGAAGGCUACCACAGGUUCUCUUCCAUGUUUUGAAGGGGAGGGUGAGGUGAGGGGUAUUCAGCUGCAACAUGCAACUUCACCAAUUUGCAACUCAAUUCUACACACUGAACCUUUAAAGCUACUUUACUCUGCCUACUCUUUCUGCUUCCACUACAAGCCACUUUUCCACCCCAGCACCCCCUUUUCAUUCUGAAUCCUACCUAAUCAAAGUCAUGUGUUGUCAUUGAUGCCUUCUCUGUUCUGUUCUGGGAUCUUUAAGCUUCUGCUCUCCUUGUCUCACUUUCCACAAAGGCUCUCGGAAGGGUAAGGAGGUGUGCUCUCCCUACCUUAUGCUUUCCACACAUGCACGUGGAAGGACAGGGAUGUCUCAAUGAUGUUUUUUCUGUAUUGUCCAGGUAAAGCUUAACUCCAGAAGUAAAAUAGCUUUGUCCAAUAAGGGCCAUUUCAAUGUUUAUAACAGCCUUCAUGAGUAAGCUAGCAAAGUGUUUGAUGUCAGAUGGUAGUGAUGAUGAUGAUGAACAUGAUGCUACUUAGAGCUGCUUUUAAGCUAAAACAGUCUGUUGUUUGAUCGCAGACUAGCGAGAAACACUGGAACUUUCUUUCAGUAUCCUUCAGUGUUUUUCAACUAUCUUGUGCCAUAUCAGUAAUCUGCACUGCAACAGUUCUUUGAGAAAAACUGACCUGUUGGGAAAAAAAUACUUUGUCUAGUUAAAGCAGCACCGCUAACAAGGCUCCUUCAUAAAUUCUCCCUCUGAAUGAGAUUUCAGCUUUUCAGUUGUCACCUGCCCACCACAUGUCACUUUUCUUGACAGCCUCCAUUGUCAUCGAUGAAAUGUAACAGCUAUGAGUUUCCUUCACCCUGAUCAUGACCUGCCAGAUGGCACAUUCCUAAAGGACGCAUUAGUACAUUUAAAGUUACUUUCUUUUAUUGCAAAAAAUUUUUGUGUGUCUUCAAAUUAUCUUGUGGGCUGUAUAGGGCCUGGAGCAACAAGGUUCUCCAUCCCUGGUCUACAGUCUAUAAGGACUCUGAGUUCCUUUGUUGUCGGUAUUAGAAAAUCACAUGAUGCUUACUUCCAUUUAUAUUUAGCAUUAAUAUUUAGAGUUUGUAUUGUCCCUGUUGCCAGUGGUUUGAAACAAGAGCAACCCGUUUGUUCUGAGAAAAUUAGUUUAUCAGCACAAAGCGCAUGUGCUAUACUGCGAGAUUACCCCUCAUAAAACCAUAAGUGUCCCUUCACAAAAUUUAAGUAUCUUCUGUCUGUAAUAUUUAUCAUAUCAGUACAAAUAUGGCAGUUUUUGUUUAAUUCCCAGACCCUCGGAGCUUCAUAAGAAAUGCUGUAAACUAAACAUUUGACAUGUGCAUUGUCAUAUUGUUGAAAUAUAUUUGCAUGCAUGAGCACAUACUAAGUUUCAGUGAUUUUGCACAUAUUGUCUUCAAAGUGUUGUUGCCAACUGACAUUUUUUAAAGAAGCCUUUUUGUCUGUUUGUGAGAGAUGAUUAACUGGAUGCUUUGAACUUGCCCUUUUCCAUAUUUAUGUUGUUCAUCUAAUUUGUGUUUUUAAAUUAUGUCAAUAUAAUAUUUAAAUGUUGCACUUUUAAAUAUUGAGAUUCAGAUGAACCUGUUAAUAAAUCUAUUUUAUUAUU
This is a messenger RNA of Hippoglossus stenolepis (Pacific halibut), 3369 nucleotides long. RefSeq names its product transmembrane protein 68 (gene tmem68). The record is from RefSeq and is a predicted model, not a curated record. The transcript is spliced from 9 exons. NCBI's taxonomy places the organism in Eukaryota, Metazoa, Chordata, Actinopteri, Pleuronectiformes, Pleuronectidae. Bases 300 to 1301 code for a protein of 333 amino acids. Gene Ontology annotation, cellular component: membrane. Gene Ontology annotation, molecular function: acyltransferase activity.